Budorcas taxicolor (takin) is the source of this 1158-nucleotide messenger RNA. RefSeq names its product eukaryotic translation elongation factor 1 epsilon 1 (gene EEF1E1). Gene Ontology annotation, biological process: positive regulation of DNA damage response, signal transduction by p53 class mediator. The transcript is spliced from 4 exons. Lineage: Eukaryota; Metazoa; Chordata; Mammalia; Artiodactyla; Bovidae. Bases 22 to 546 code for a protein of 174 amino acids. Gene Ontology annotation, cellular component: aminoacyl-tRNA synthetase multienzyme complex; nucleus; cytoplasm. The record is from RefSeq and is a predicted model, not a curated record.
UGCCGGGAGCUCUGCCGAAAAAUGGCGGCGGCCGCGGAGCUGACGCUGCUGGAGAAGUCUCUGGGACUGAGUAAAGGGAACAAGUACAGCGCUCAGGGCGAGCGCCAGAUUCCAGUUCUUCAGACAAACAAUGGUCCAAGUCUAACGGGACUGACUACCAUAGCAGCUCACCUAGUCAAGCAGGCCAACAAGGAAUACUUGCUGGGGAUCACGGCAGAGGAGAAAGCCGUGGUUCAGCAGUGGUUAGAAUACAGGGUAACUCGAGUGGACGGACACUCCAGUAAAGAUGACAUCCACACUGUCCUGAAGGAUCUUAAUUCAUACCUUGAAGAUAAAGUCUACCUUACAGGAUAUAACUUCACAUUGGCAGAUAUCCUGUUGUAUUAUGGGCUUCAUCGCUUUAUUGUUGACCUGACAGUUCAAGAGAAGGAGAAAUACCUUAACGUGUCGCGCUGGUUUUGUCACAUUCAGCACUGUCCAGGCAUUAGGCAGCAUCUGUCUAGUGUUGUCUUCAUCAAGAACAGACUAUAUACUAACUCCCAGUAGAAGCCACCCGCGCCCCGCCCAGAAGAGGGAGUAACCCAUGCCCAGUGGGAAGUGUGUUUCAGACCAGAGGACUGACGUGAACUGAUACGCACCCAUUCUCUGUUUGUUGAAGUUGGUAGAAUUUAAGUACAGACUCAUGUCCCAGCGUUUUGUCUGUUUUUUAGUUGACAUUUUGCAGUUUUUUUUUAAUGUAAAACUUCAGCUGCUGUCAAAACUUGAGUUGAAAUCAAGUUAUCAAUUAUCUUGGUUUUUAUAGAUAUAGAUGAAAUUUCUGUUAAUAAAAGUUGCAAAUCAGUGGUUUAAUCUUUAAAAAAAAGUCCUUCCAGUGAUUGAUGUCUUUGACUGGUUAUUGACCUCUUUCAUCUUGUAAAAUUCAUUUCCCCCUUCUGCGUGUUUCUAGUAGUUUGUUGAUUAACAGCUAGAGUAAAUUGUCACCAAGGAGACAAAAGGGGGAGACAGAUGGAUUUGUCUUUCGAUAUUUAUGUGAGCCAGUAAAGGUGGUUGAGAAAAACCUUUUUUGUUUCUUUCUUUCCUGUAGUCAGUAUUUAUUGAAGUGAAACCAACUGCUGCUCUGCCCAAGAGGGAAAUGGGAUAAAAUACGUUCCCUCAAGU